UCGAUUGUCGCCGCCGCAAUGGCGCCCCUUCACCUGAUUGCCUACUCCACGUUACUUGGAAUCGAGCUAUAUCAAAGCUUUGUCAUGACCAAGCUUGCCUUCCAAGCCCUCCCGCGAUCCGCUUUCACGAGACUGCAGAACUGUGUCUUUCCAGUUUACUUCCGAGGUCAGAGCUUGCUAAUUGGCCUGGUUGCGAUCACACUGCCGCCUUCUGGGCCCAUGACCUUGCUCAGCAGCAAGAACUACUCGAUCAUAUUUGCGGCAACGGGAGGAACUGCACUCCUGAAUCUGCUAGUACUGUAUACGGUCCAAAACCACAGAAGCUUAUGAUCGAGAGAGUCCACCAAUCAACUCGCGAUGCGAAAGUGUCCGAAGGUGCAGAUGAAAUUAGUGUAGAGAUGCAGAUUCUCAACCAAUCCUUCUCCAAAGCGCACGCGAUGAACAUCCACUUAAACCUGAUCACUAUCAUUGCAACCCUAUUCUAUGGCUGGCAAUUGUCAUUGAGACUAACUUUUGGGACUGAGUGACGAGGCAUGAUG
Molecule: messenger RNA, 539 nt
Organism: Didymella exigua CBS 183.55
Lineage: Eukaryota; Fungi; Ascomycota; Dothideomycetes; Pleosporales; Didymellaceae
Source: the annotation of a RefSeq genome assembly